Peronospora belbahrii is the source of this 645-nucleotide messenger RNA. The record is from the annotation of a GenBank genome assembly. Lineage: Eukaryota; Oomycota; Peronosporomycetes; Peronosporales; Peronosporaceae.
AUGAACGAAUUCUUUCCCAAUACAGUCAUCCACCCAUCUGUCAAGAUUGGUCAAAGGUGUCACAUUGGUGCAUUUAGUACCGUAGGAAAAGAUGUUGUCAUUGGUGACGAGACGUCGAUUGGCACCAACGUGACGUUGCAGAAUUGUUCCAUUGGUAACAAUGUGAUGAUUCAUCCAGGAACUCGGAUAGGUCAAGAUGGAUUUGGAUUUAUGCUCAAUGAUAGUGGUAAACACACGAAGAAGCCUCAGGAUCGGAGUGUAGAGAUCCACGAUCAUGUUGAGAUUGGUGCCAAUUGUACCAUUGAUCGUGGAAGUUGGCGUGAUACGGUGAUUGGUAAAGGCUCCAAACUCGACAAUAUGAUUCAAAUUGGCCACAAUGUACAGCUUGGAAUGAACUGUGUCAUUGCCGCACAGACAGGGAUUGCCGGUAGCACAACGCUGGGCAACAAUGUGUGCAUUGGCGGACAGGUGGGAGUGGCACAGCACCUAACGAUAGGAAAUAACGUUAGAAUUGCCGCGAAAAGUGGUGUCAUGAACAAUUUGGACUCGAAUUCGAUCUAUGGUGGAAGUCCUGCAGUUCCGAUCAUGGAGUAUCGCCGGCAAAUGGUUCAUUUGAGGCGUCAAGGCAAGAAACGAACCGGCUAG